UCCGCCCCCUUUUGUGGCGGUGCCAGGCGGCCGCCGGGUUUCCUGCUGACGCCGGAGAGCCGCGGAUGGGCAGGAAAGGCCGCCGCCGCCGCCUCCUCUUCUUCUUCUUCUCCUCCUCCUCCUCCUCCCGCCCGCUGGCUCCCGCCUCGCCCCCGCUCGCCUCGCCGGCAGGAUCGCGGAGCGGCCCGGGCUGAAAGCUCGCCGGGAGACGCGGGGCGGAGAGGGCGCAGGUGCGGCUCAGGCCCGGGGAUCGCGGGGGCCGGGCGGCCGCGCCGAGGGGACGACCGGGCGGGAAGGCCCCCGGCCGCGGGCGGACAUGGCAGCCCCCGCUUCUUAAAUGCGUCCAGCCGCCCCCCUGCCCCCGCCGCCGAUGGCCGAAGCCUGGAGGUUGGAGGAGGACGAGGAGGAGCUGCGGGAGCUCGGCAGGAGGCACCGGAGGGUCGCCCUGGGCUCGGCGGCAGAUCGCUCUGAAAGAAAUAAACCAGACUGCCGCUCUUCAGGGCAAGGACCCUUGUCAUCCAUAAAAGCAGCAAUCAAGAGAUCUUCUCGGACCUCUAGCCACAGCGAGCAGCAGAGGGACAGGAGGCGUCCUGAGAUUACAAUAGUUGCUGCUGAACCCCUCCGGCCAUCCUCCUGGUUUCCAGGUGCAAGCCCCGUCACUCCUCAGGGAUUAGGAUUCCCUUCUGCUUCAUCUCAUGCUCAGUGGAGGAGAAAUGAGCAUAUUCCAGUUGAGCUUCCACCGUCGUAUGAGCAGGUGAUAAAAGAAAUCAAUCAAGUACAAAUCAAUACAACAAAUAACAAUAAUGCUGCUGCCCCUAGACAUACCACUACUUCUGCAACGCAAACUGACUUUCCAGAGGAACUAAUCAGCCAUUUGCCGGGAAGUGAUGUAAAAACUAUUGUGCCUACACACUGGGAAUCUGCAGGCUAUCCAGCAGGGCAGAGUCCUCUUAAACCUCCUAGGCCUUCUGCAUCUCUCCUGAAUAGGUCUCCUUCAGAAAAUGAGAAUCCCUUAAUAGUCUUUGAAAUUUCUGAAGGUCAGAGGUGCCAAGAAAACCCCAAUGCUGUGAUACGUCCUGUGCCAAAGCCAAGAUCAAGAAGCAAUCUCAGAUCUGUGGUCAAAAAUACUGAAAGUAAGAUAGAGAAUGGAGAAGAAGUGAAUGAGUCUACCACAAAAAGGCAACAACCUCCAACUCAGCAGUCACCUCUCUUAGAUGAUAGCUUACUAGACAAUCACUUGACAAUGGACAGCAUGAGUACAGAAAAGAGCCAAAAUAGUAUCGUUUCAAGGAUCAAAGUUUUUGAAUCCCAAGGAACUAAUGAUACCUCAGGAUUAUUAAAAAAGCCAGAAAUUGCCCCUCGUUCAUUCACCCCAAGACCUGUUCCUGCAAAGAAGCCAGUAGUUGCUCCAAAGCCAGGGGUAAGCAGAAUUUCAGGAGACUGGGAUGCAUGGACAGAAAGCAAAUCAACACCUUCAAAGGAAUUGCAGCCUCAACUUGAAGUAGUUGGGAGCAGUUUUGUAACCAAACCUGAACUGCCAAAGAAGCCGAAACCUGGCCUUGUUAAAAGUAGUAGUAGUGAUUUUCUUGAUGCAAGGAGUGGAUCAGUGGCAGAGAACAGCGGUGGACAAAAGAAAUUUCCUGUUCCUGCGCCAAGGCCACUCGUUCCUAAAAAGUCACGUUAUGCAGAAAAUCCUGCCCUUUCUUUGGCGUCACUAAAACCAAUUGCUGCUCCCCCACGGGCCUCUGUAUCUGCCCAAGAAAAAGCUUUCAAGUCUCUGGGGGAAACGUCACCUGCAGCUAACUCCUCAGCACCUGCUUUGCAAAAUAAACUGGAUGUGGAAGGAGAUCUGAUCAGUUUUGAUGAUGACGUUUUGCCCCUAAGUCCAGCUUGUGUAGUUAAAGAUAGCAUCAGUUCUGAAGCAGCAGCAGAUCCAUUUCAGUUCGUCACCAAAAGUGAACCUGCAAAAGAACAGACAGCUCAACCGGCUUUAGCCCGGAAACCCACUGUGAUCCGAAUCCCAGCUAAACCUGGGAAAUCUUUAAAUGAAAUCCUGCAUAGCCCUCCACCACUUCCUGCUGAAAAGCCUAUUGGGAACACCUCCGAUAUCACAGUGGGAAAACCCAACAGUGGUGACCUAGUAAAAAAAGUGGAGUCGGAUCAUUCAGAACAAGGUGGAGUGCCUCAGCUAGAACCUGUACUACCCCCAAGGCCUGUGGAUGGAAAAAUUAUACCUGCUCGACCUCCCCCACCUAAAGGUGUUCCUGGAAGGCCGCCUCCACCAAAACUCUCUGCAGCCAAGACCUCCUCCCAGAAGGAUGCUCUUCCACGAUCUAUUUCUGACAUUGCUCAUGAUAAAAAGCCCAGCAAGUUCAGAUUGGGACCCCAGAGAGCAAAAAGUCAAGUCAUUAAAAGUCCAGAUCUGGCAUUACCUCCUAGACCUAAACCAGGUCAUCCUCUCUACAAUAAAUACAUGCUACCUGUGCCUCAUGGAGUUGCCAAGGAAGAUUGUCUUCCCAGGAGCACUGGAGAACUGUCCUGUAAGGAUUCAAACCACCCUCCAAAAGUUUCUGACACAAGUGCACCUCAUGCUGUAGUCCUGCAUGAUUUUUCUGCAGAGCAUGCUGAUGACUUGGACCUUCAUUCUGGAGACACCGUUUGUCUUUUGGAGAAAAUCGAUACUGAGUGGUACAGAGGAAAAUGUGGGAAUCGCACAGGGAUAUUUCCUGCCAGCUUUGUUAAAGUAGUUAUUGAUGUUCCAGAAGAAGGCAACAGGAAAAAAAUACCCUGUUCAUCACAAUGUGUUAAAGGCCCAAGGUGUGUAGCACGAUUUGAAUAUAUUGGAGAUCAGAAAGAUGAGCUCAGUUUUUCAGAAGGUGAAACCAUUAUGCUUAAAGAAUAUGUAAAUGAAGAGUGGGCCAAAGGAGAGCUCAGAGGCACAUCUGGAAUUUUCCCCUUGAACUUUGUGGAAGUAAUUGAAGAUCUGCCUGGAACAGGUACAGGAGCAGCACUGAAGAACAAGGUGGAGGUUUCUUCUUCCCUUCCUCAGAACAACAGACGCUCAGUAGAGUGGUGUGAAGCACUUCAUGAUUUUACAGCAGAAACCAAAGACGAUUUAUCCUUUAAAAAGGGAGACUACAUCCAAAUACUGGAACAAGUAGAUUCAGAGUGGUAUAAAGGAAGACUGAAUGAAAAGGAAGGGAUUUUCCCAGCAGUUUUUGUUAAGACCUGCUCAGCCAGGGUAGAGCUGUCACAGUCUCUAGGAAGGAAGAAAGGAAAAGCCAAAGCUCUUUAUGAUUUUCAUGGAGAAAAUGAAGAUGAGCUUUCCUUCAAAGCAGGUGAUACAAUAACAGAGCUGGAAGCUGUAGACGAAGACUGGAUGAGCGGAGAGAUACAAGGGAAGUCUGGGAUAUUUCCCAAGAACUUUGUUCAGAUUUUAAAAGCACCGUGAAUUGUUGCCUCUCUUUGCACUCCCUGCAUGUGGGAGAGAAUGUUUUCUAUCCUAAAGGCACAUCAAAGACAUCAUCGUUUUGACUAUCAAUGUUUUGCACUACUUUUUCUAGACAGUCAUACUAGUGUCUUGAAGUCAAAUAAGAAAAAUUUGAGUCUUCUGUGACAGUGUAUGUAGUCAUGCUUCAUGAAUGCUCUGAGAGCAAAUAAAAGCAGGAUUUUUAGCAGUUUCCAACUAGGGAAAUACUGUGGUGCAACACCAUUUUAACUUAAAUAGCCUUCUAGUGUGUUUACUAUCUGGUAUUACAUUUAUCAUGCACAGAGUCUGCAUAAAGUAAGGUUCUUUGGGCUUCUUUAAAAACUUUUUUUAAAUUCAAAUUUAAAAAAUUGUUUUUAAGAUAUAAUUACAGCACUCAGUAUGUAGAUCAAGUUUGAUAUCCAAGUUUCAUUACUGCCUGACUUCCACAUUAGCAGUAGAAUCCACUUGUUUUAUGACUUAGAGAAUAAGGAAGAUAACUGAUAUUUCAUAGUAGAAAAAUAUAAAAUCUAAUACUGGUAAGAGGGAAAACUCCGAAGCCAAUCCUUGUGUAGUAUUCUUCUAUUCUUAGCCCAAGCUGCUCAUACAGGAAGAUCACAAGAAUUUAAGUAUUUUGUCUCUUAACAAAUAAUGUUCAAAUAGGUAUGAAUCAUCUUAGACCUUCCUCCCUUCCCCUAAAAUCCCUUCCAGAUAUAGGUUUAAUGUUUCUACUGUUGUUUGAGCUCCAUCGUACCCUCCUUUCCCAGCUGAAGCCAGUUGUGAUGGACAGCAUUUACUGAGCUUUCUCAGAUCCCUCCAUGCAGUAGCUGCACUAUUCCAACUAUUUGCCCCUCCACCCCCUUCAUGUAAGUGGAAAGCCAGUCUUCGCUCAGUCUGCAUUUCAUUUGUCACUCAAGCACUGGAACAUACUUCAGUAACACUAUUCCUAUCCUUAACACGAAGGAUAUUUUACAGCCUUGGUUUUAGCUUUCAGCAGACAUGGGAUUAGUUUUCAGUUUGUUACCACAUACCAGCUAUACUGAGCAUCAUUAUAAAUGGUCUGUCGAGGCCUUAAGGAAAACACGCAGGGCAAGAGGUUACUUCAAGAAGCUCCAAAAGCAUUUAGUAAAAAGCAGCAAACAAACUAAGAUAGCCAUGAUGGAGGUAGCGUCACAUGGUAGGAACAUCUGGUAGUAAAUUCCUUUUUGCAACACUUGGCUUCUGACAAAAAAGUUAAAACACAUCUCCAUUAACCACUAACUUCAUCAGACUGGAACGGAAAGAAUUAUGCUGCAGUUGGGGCUUUCAUUGCUUGACAGCAUUCCUUCACUUUUGUACAGAAAGGAACCAGUAAGCUGUUAGCAUGGGUCAUUACUCAUGCAGGUAUCAAGAUAUCCUUAGGAGCUUUUUCUUUGUGGGUCUGGAAGUUCAGGUUGCAGAAGGGCCAACAGUUGAGUGGCAGAUGGAGACUGGAAAUGGGAAUCAUGAUUGACCUUGAGAUAGUUUUGACUGUCAUGUGUCUGCUUACAACUUUACCAACACCAGGUCCAAGUACGAUGGCUUCAAAUACCUACUGCCACAAAAGAUCAGGGUGUGCCCAAACUGGUGUCUAAGCACGCUGGUGAGUGUAGCCCUCCCCUCCCCGCGCACAUGCUUUGGUUACCAUCGCAGCAGGCAGAAGCAAGCUUACAGCCAAAGCUGGGCUGAAGGACUCCCCCACAGCAGGGACCAGGCGUCCAGUCUCAGUAGCAGACUGGAGCUUGCCUGAAGCCAGCCCAAGGAACAGACAGCACAGACACAAGGUUCUUGGUGCCACUUUGCUCUGCAGAGCCACUGCUACGCCACAGUACUUGCAGAUAUGGACACAGGUGUUAGCCGUCUGUUUUUUUCUCUAGAAGCCUCAUGAACAUGAGGUGCUGUAUAUUUAAACUGCACCAAUACCAUUCACACAACUGGGGGAUGAAGAUCACAUGCAGGGUUAAUGAGCCAAGAACUGGAUUUCUACUUUCAUUAAGGGGAUUAACAUUAUAAAAACCAAUUAGAAAUCAUGUGCUAUUCUAGAAAGGUGGAAACACAACAAUUUAUGCAGCUAUUAAAUUUUACCAUCUCCAACAAGCCUAUCUGGAACUCCUGUAGAAUCUAACGUAAGCCCACCUCCUUAUUUAUUCCAAUAAAACAGCCAUCUCCUAGAGGAAUCCAAGGAAACAUAUAUAGAUAGGUAAGAUUUCCUGACUCCUGCAAGCCCACUCAGACUUUUCAACCAUAAACUUUCAGUUGAUCGCCCUGUUAGAACAGGCUUCUCUCGCCAUGACCUGUGCCAACCUGAUUCCUGAACCUCCAGCGUGCACAGCGGGGGGAGAACAGCAGAACCAAGCAAAGCCCACACCAACAGAAUACCCAGGUCCUCCAAAGACAUACUGCAUCAUCGUGGUGGUGAGUGAGGCUGAAGUGUGUAAUGUUUACUUACCGUUUGUCUGGCAGUUUUCUAAGAUUUUGAUACGAGUCUCAAAAGUAGAACCCUUUUGUAUAAUUUUUUUUUCAAUUUUUUCUUCCCCGUUUUUAUAACUGUGUAUAAACCAGUUGUUUUUGUAAAUUCCACUGAAUGUUUGAAGUCAGUGCCUGUCAGUAGAUAAGACCACUCUGCUUUAUUUUAUUCAUCUCCUCCCUAUUAUGCAGGGCAGGAAGAGCAGCAAAGCCUUAUAAUCAGAGCAAGGAGUGCCAUCUACAGGCUGCUUGCAUUACUGCAGGCAGCUAAAACAGCAUAUUUAUUAAAACUGAAACAAGUUAGAUGCUCGGCUUUUACAGGAAGGGAUUUCUUAAUAUAUGAUGCCUACUAUCACCAUGAAACUGCAUAUAGAUCAUAACAUAAAAUUCCUAAGGUGUACAGUGCAUAAUCUGCAAAAAAAAAACAGAGAAUGAGGUGGAGCACAAAUCCUAACAGCAGUAUAGUAGCAAAUUUGAGCUGUAACCUUGAAAUUCAGCUAGACCCCCAUACGUUAGUACAGUAAUAAAAGCCUCAUUUAUAAAAACAUUUUCUGUUUGAUCCACCCUCUGGAAAUAUCGUCGGGAAGACAUCUUUGUUCUGUGUACAACUAACAGUGUCCUAAAUAAAUCUUUGUUAAGUCCAGUAAGUUUGUUAUGGUACCUCUGUAAAUUAAGAAUGUAUUUAACCAAUAAAAUUUUUAUAAUUAA
Phalacrocorax carbo (great cormorant) is the source of this 6658-nucleotide messenger RNA. Lineage: Eukaryota; Metazoa; Chordata; Aves; Suliformes; Phalacrocoracidae. The record is from RefSeq and is a predicted model, not a curated record.